This is a messenger RNA of Trichomycterus rosablanca, 1159 nucleotides long. RefSeq names its product stomatin (EPB72)-like 3b (gene stoml3b). Bases 96 to 950 code for a protein of 284 amino acids. The transcript is spliced from 7 exons. Gene Ontology annotation, cellular component: plasma membrane. The record is from RefSeq and is a predicted model, not a curated record. NCBI's taxonomy places the organism in Eukaryota, Metazoa, Chordata, Actinopteri, Siluriformes, Trichomycteridae.
UCCUUCCAUAUAAAGCCACACCUUUUAAGCACUGUACUCAUAGCACUGCAAGCAGUCAUAUUCACACAAUCACUGCUCUAAAGAGACACUGUUAGAUGGAAAUGGAGAGCCAAAUAGAGAGCCAAAUAGAGAGAGGACAUGCCAGCAAGCAAGACUUAAUAAAUGACAGUAAACCUGGCCUUGGUUUCUGUGGAUGGAUCCUUGUAAUUCUUUCCAGUAUUUUCUCAGUGCUGUGCUUUCCAGUCACUGUUUUUAUUGGGAUCAAGAUUGUGAAAGAGUAUGAACGUGCUGUAAUAUUCCGACUAGGCCGCAUCACAGCCAGGCGGGCAAAAGGACCAGGCAUCUUCUUCGUCAUUCCCUGCACUGACAGCUUUGUGAAGGUAGACAUGAGAACAGUAUCAUUCGACAUCCCUCCACAAGAGAUUUUGACGAAGGACUCUGUGACAGUGAGUGUAGAUGGAGUUGUGUACUUCAGGGUGAGCGACCCCAUCGCUUCUGUGGCUAACGUUACCAGUGCUGAUUACUGCACACGUCUGCUCGCCCAGACCACCCUGAGGAAUGUCCUUGGCACUAAGAACCUAGCCGAGGUGCUUUCAGACCGUGAGGGAAUCUCCCACAGCAUGCAGGUGACUCUGGAUGAGGCUACAGACUCAUGGGGCAUUAAGGUCGAGCGUGUGGAGAUUAAGGACGUGAAGCUGCCUCAGCAACUUCAGAGGGCCAUGGCAGCCGAGGCGGAGGCCACCCGCGAGGCCAGAGCUAAGGUGAUCGCUGCAGAGGGUGAGAUGAACGCAUCCCGAGCACUGAAGGAGGCUUCUCUCGUGAUCUCGGAAUCACCGUCAGCCUUGCAGCUACGCUACCUGCAGACACUUAACACCAUCGCUGCCGAAAAGAACUCCACAAUCAUCUUCCCUCUGCCCAUGGACGUCCUGGGCCACUUUAUUAAAAAGUAAAAUAAAAUAAAAUCAAAUUUCUACAGGCAGUCUGUUAAACAUAAAAUGAUACAUUUUUGCUUUUUAGAUUCUGUCUAAUGUUGUAUGUGAUAUUUUGUUACACUCCUUCUGUUAAGUGACUUUUCUUCAUUAAGAUUUUCUUCAUUUGCAGCCUAUUUCUACGUGUCAUAUAUUUUACAAUGUGAAUUUAAUCAGAUCUUGGUUUCAUU